Molecule: messenger RNA, 519 nt
Organism: Miscanthus lutarioriparius
Lineage: Eukaryota; Viridiplantae; Streptophyta; Magnoliopsida; Poales; Poaceae
Source: the annotation of a GenBank genome assembly
AUGACUGCUAACCAGGCAACCAGCUCCCCUCGGAAAGCGGAUGGAAUUGCCGAUGGACCCGAAGACAUGGCCGUGGAUCACAAGGUGACAUCCUCUCCGGUCAAGAACCAUAUUGACCUGAACAUCCAACCUGAUCGGGAUGAUGAGCAGUCACCGAAAUCUGGUGCGGCUGCGUCUGGCCUCUCUGACAUGCUCAUGGAUCAUCACAAACCAAUGUCGCUGGUUGCCUGGCCUUAUCACACGCCCAAGGAGUGGAUGGCAGUAAAUGUUAAGCUCCUCAGCCUGGGCUCAGGCAAGUUUGCCGUUGCUAAGGUCUUCAGAGGUGUGAGCAACACAGAGGAAACAGGCUUGUUUUCUGAGCGGGAUACAGUUCAGGUUGAGGUUGUUAUCCUGAGUGGCGUGGAGCUUGAGUUCAGAGGCAAGGAUAAUAAUGAUGACCUACAAGGGUUCAAGUUGUUCCAGCACAAGUACAUUUGUUACACUUGUGCCAACAGUACUGCCAUACGCUAUGUGCUAUAA